This is a messenger RNA of Prorocentrum cordatum, 918 nucleotides long. NCBI's taxonomy places the organism in Eukaryota, Dinophyceae, Prorocentrales, Prorocentraceae. The record is from the annotation of a GenBank genome assembly.
AUGUGCGAAAUUAGGAUAGUCGCGCUUCGCGCGUGGCGUUUUUUCGGUGCCGGCGCGAGGCGGGCGCGGCUGCGGUCCACGCUGGAGUCCGUCUUGGGCCUCGAGCGGCUGCCGGCGCUCCUCGGGCGCGUGGAGCGCCUCGAGGCGCGCGUGGCCGACGCGGAGGCGCGCACCGCGGCGGCCCUCGAGGGCCUGCGGCGGGAUGUGGGCGCUCUCCGCGCGCCCGCGCGCGUGGGCGCCGCGCCCGCGGAGGCGGCGGCGGCAGAGCGCGACGCCGCGGGGGCCGGCGGCCGGGCCGAGGCCGGCGGCGCAGGGGUGCUGGAGCCCAGCGAGGUGCUGGCCGCCCUCGCCAGGCACGGCGUCCGAGACAUCUACGCCGACGUCUUCGGGGACUGGGGCGGCUCGUGGUCCCCCUGGGAGGAGCGCGGGUGGAUGUACGAGGACGGCUACCACUUCAACCUGCAGGGGCAGGCCAGCGUCCGGCGCCACUUCCAGAAGUGGCUCCGCGAGGAGGAGGAGAGGGCCGGGAGGUUCGAUGUGCUGGUGUCCGACUCCGUGUUCCUCACCCACGACCCCUCCUGUCCCAGCGGCCGCGUGGAGCAGGAUAAGGCGGAGAUGAUGGAGAUGGGCUUCUCCUCCGUGCACAUGCGGUGCGGCGUCGGCUUUGUCCGGAACAGAGGCUUCGCGCAGAUGAUCGAGGAGGCGCUGCGGAGUGGGGAGCUGGUCAUCGCGCGCGGUGCCAGAGUGCUGCUGAUCACCUCUGGGAACGACCUGUGGUGUUGCCCCUACACGCAGCCCCUGUACAGCGAGGGCUGGCUGGCGGCCCACAUCAGGUGGGUGCGCGACGUGCUCGAGCCCGUCACUCCUCACGUUGUCAUGGCCUCCCUUAUCCGACAGACACAAGGAUUGGCUGGCUGA